AUGGCUCCUGCAAUGUUAAUGGGCUUCUUUCCUGUGUGUGUGUGUCUGCUGCUGACACCAGGCUUCGCCGAGGCAGGCAAGCUGCUGGUGGUACCCAUGGAUGGGAGCCACUGGUUUACCAUGCGUUCAGUGGUGGAGAAACUCUCCCAAAGGGGGCAUGAGAUUGUCCUAGUCAUACCAGAGGUGAGUUGGCACCUGAGCAAUUCAUCCAAUAUUACGAUAAAGACUUAUCACACGGCUUACACUCUGGAGGAUUUGAACGUCGAGUUCCGGAAAUUCUCUGAUUUUCAGUGGAAAGUUCGGCCACAGAAUCUACUUCCUAUGUUAAUAAGUUCAGAGAACACAAUUUUUGAUUACUUUUUUUCACGCUGUAGGAGCUUGUUUGAGGACAAGAAAUUAGUAAAAUACUUAGAAGAGAGUUCUUUUGAUGCAGUGUUUCUAGAUCCUUUUGAUAUGUGUGGUUUGAUUAUAGCCAAGUAUCUCUCACUUCCAUCUGUGGUCUUCACCAGGGGAGUUUUCUGUCAUUAUUUUGAAGAAGGCACUCAGAGUCCCAUGGCCCUUUCUUAUGUUCCGAGAGCUUUUUUGGCAUUCUCUGAUGCCAUGACUUUUGAGCAGAGAGUAUGGAAUCUUAUCCGGCACUUAGAGGAACGUUUAUUUUGCCACUAUUUUUACAAAAAUGUUGAAGAAAUUGCCUCUGAGAUUUUCCAGACGCCUGUCACAACAUCUGAACUCUUCAGUCAAACAUCAAUUUGGUUGUUACGGAAUGACUUUGUUUUGGACUAUCCCAGACCAGUGAUGCCCAACGUGGUCUUCAUCGGUGGCAUCAACUGUCAGAAGUUGAAUCAAAAGCCAUUGUCAGAGAGGGCGUCUCGGUUCAUCCACACAGAACCCGGCUGCCUGAUCAGAGCCAGAGAAAGCCCCUCUGAGGGACGUGCCCUGGUGCUCACACUCUCGGAUUAG
This is a messenger RNA of Budorcas taxicolor (takin), 960 nucleotides long. Its product is annotated as UDP-glucuronosyltransferase 1A9-like. Lineage: Eukaryota; Metazoa; Chordata; Mammalia; Artiodactyla; Bovidae. Gene Ontology annotation, molecular function: UDP-glycosyltransferase activity. Bases 1 to 960 code for a protein of 319 amino acids. The record is from RefSeq and is a predicted model, not a curated record. The transcript has 2 exons.